Messenger RNA from Staurois parvus, 307 nucleotides. NCBI's taxonomy places the organism in Eukaryota, Metazoa, Chordata, Amphibia, Anura, Ranidae. The record is from the annotation of a GenBank genome assembly.
AUGCACUCUCCCAAGAAAAAAAAAAAAAACCUACCUAGCAAUACACACCAAACUGAGCAUGUGCAGAGUGUCUCCACACGAUAUGUCUUAUCAGGAGAUAAGAGGGAGACACUGAAAGAAGGGGAGGAUCAGAGAAGUCAGGCUCUAACAGUGUUGUUACACUAUGCAGAGGAUUAACCCCUUAGAUUCCACAGUGAGUAUAACAAUCACGCUUUAGUGCCAGGGGCAGACUGACAACUCAUGGGGCCCUCGGGCAAUAGAGGAUCAUGGGGCCCCUGUGUCCUUACCCAAACUCAAAAAAGCCUAU